AUGAUCAACUCUUGUAGCUCUGUCUGCUCUGAGCAAGACUGUGGCCAAGGUCUCUGCCAGGAGACCUGUUGCCAGCCCAGUUGCUGUGUAUCCAGCUGCUGUAAGCCCUGCUGCCAGUCCGUGUGCUGCCAGCCCUGCUGCCGCCCCAGCUGCUGCUGCCCCAGCUGCUGCGUGUCCAGCUGCUGCAGGCCCCAAUGCUGUACCUCUAGCUGCUGCCGCCCCAGCUGCUGCCGCCCUAGCUGCUGCAUCUCCAGCUGCUGUAAGCCCUGCUGCCAGUCUGUGUGCUGCCAGCCCUGCUGCCGCCCCAGCUGCUGCGUGUCUAGCUGCUGCAGGCCCCAGUGCUGUACCUCCAGCUGCUGCUGCCCCACCUGCUGUCAGACCACCUGCAGCCGCCCCAGCUGCUGCAUCUCCAGCUGCUGCAGGCCCUGCUGCCAGUCUGUGUGCUGCCAGCCCUGCUGCCGCCCCAGCGGCUGUGGUAGUUCUUGCUGCUGA
Dipodomys ordii (Ord's kangaroo rat) is the source of this 492-nucleotide messenger RNA. RefSeq names its product keratin-associated protein 4-4-like. The record is from RefSeq and is a predicted model, not a curated record. Bases 1 to 492 code for a protein of 163 amino acids. NCBI's taxonomy places the organism in Eukaryota, Metazoa, Chordata, Mammalia, Rodentia, Heteromyidae. Gene Ontology annotation, cellular component: keratin filament. The transcript has a single exon.